Molecule: messenger RNA, 1987 nt
Organism: Capsicum annuum
Lineage: Eukaryota; Viridiplantae; Streptophyta; Magnoliopsida; Solanales; Solanaceae
Product: probable pectin methylesterase CGR2
Exons: 7
Coding region: 939-1715 (258 amino acids)
Biological process (GO): pectin metabolic process
Molecular function (GO): methyltransferase activity
Source: RefSeq, a predicted model, not a curated record
UGGGUGAAGUGUAAAUGAGCAGACACUAGUAUAUAUUAAGUCGCAGUCUAUAUAAUAAAGAAUGGCAAUUUUUCAAUUCGUACGUGUGUGUUUGACAUUUGCUGUCUUUCAGGGUCCCCUAUCCAUCCAAGUUUAUUGAUUGGUUUUCACUGAGUUACACCCAAGAAAACACGCGUGCCAUCCCAACACCAGCAUGCAUUUGUUUCUGUAUAUGUAAAACACCACCAACAGAUCCAAAUCUAGUCCUGCAACAAACAAAACUACCUUGGAAGAUUUAGAUCCGAGGUGCCACUUUCUUCCUUAAUUUGCCAAAUAUUCUGUUCCAUCUUAAGCUUCCCUCCUCGUGAUUUGGUUCGUUUUGCUUUUGUCCCCUCUUCUCACAUUCAUUUUAUUUAUGAAUAUAAUCUUUGUGUUAAUGUUGCUGUUCUUGAUUUUGCUGUCAACCCAAUUUUCUACUUUGUCUAAGUCUUGAAUCUUUAAUGGAAUUUGCUAGCAAUGUUGAAUCUUUAGCGGAUCCAUAUUGUCCCUUUUGGACGCUCAUUUGUUUUCUUCAAGAAUUGCUUAUUAGUUAUUAGUCACUGAAUUCAAUUUCUCUAGUUGCAAGAUAAACCAUAAUUGGUAUCUCAUUCAAGAUUAAGAAACUUUCCUAUCGUUAUUUUCGGAUAAUGAGGUUCUGUUUUUGUUGAAAUUAGAGUGGAUGUAGUUUCCACUUUGGCAAUUAUUUUAUAUCUAUAGCAUAUAAAGGCGGUUGGGUGACUUUCCAUUUCUGUGUAACUUUAAGAUCAUUUUGUAUAUUUAUCUUGGGGGAUCCUGAUCAGCAUAUUGAAUUCUAAUAGUGUGACACAAAGGUGGUAAAAAAACAAAGUAGUUGUCUUGAUGAUUGAUUAACUCCAUAAAAAGGUGUAGUAUUUUGGGCUAGACACACAACUAAAGUAAUCAUGUCUAGAAGGCCCGGAAACCCCACACGGCGUUUUGCUGGUAGUGGAAGCCUUGGGGGCAUUUUUCAUCCUAAAUCACGCCCUACUCCUUUGUUACCUACGCUCCUUCUCAUUCUUGGUGUUGUCCUUGUUGUUGGCUACUUAUAUCGAGGCUCAGGUACAUCUGGAAGUUCAGCAUUCAGCAGGCUUGAUGGUGAAUUUACCUGCACUUCGGAGCUUCAGCUGGCUAUACCCUAUUUAAAGAAGGCAUAUGGUGGAACCAUGCACAAAGUUUUGCACGUGGGACCUGAUACUUGUUCUGUGGUGUCCAAACUAUUAAAAGAAGAAGAGACUGAAGCAUGGGGUAUUGAGCCUUAUGAUGUUGAGGAUGUUGAUGUGAACUGCAAGAAUCUUAUCCACAGAGGAAUAGUACGUGUGGCAGACAUCAAAUUCCCAUUAGCCUACAGGCCAAAAUCAUUUGCUCUUGUUAUCGUGUCGGAUGCAGUGGAUUACUUAUCUCCUAAAUACCUAAACAAGACUAUUCCAGAGUUAGCAAGGGUGUCAGCCAAUGGUCUAGUCAUUGUUACAGGUUACCCUGGUCACUCCAGAGCUAAAGUCGCAGAGCUAUCCAAGUUUGGGCGACCUGCAAAAAUGCGGAGCUCUUCUUGGUGGUCGCGUUUCUUUGUGCAGACCAGCCUACAAGAGAACGAUGCUGCAAUCAAAAAGUUUGAGAAGGCUGCAGCUAGCGAUGGAUACAAGCCUAGGUGUCAGAUUUUCCAUGUAAAAUCAUUUCACUGAUACAUCAGCCAUCUCACAAUUCAAGGGACCAAUCUCUACAUUGUCACGGUGAUUUUUUAGGUCUUUAUAAAUUUCAUUUUUGUACCUUCCACAGCAAGAGGGAAAAAAGAAGCAGGAAUGAAGAAAAACAUCCUGCAUCAUUUUGAGUAUUCAAUAUGUACAAGCAGAUUAAUUUAAAGUUGAAAACUUUGGUUACCUUCAAUUCAUACAGCCAAAACAUCAUGUAACAGGUUUAGAUAUUUGGUAUAAAUUGUCAUCUGCAUUAUUUGUUA